Molecule: messenger RNA, 3991 nt
Organism: Salpingoeca rosetta
Lineage: Eukaryota; Choanoflagellata; Craspedida; Salpingoecidae
Product: mbre TPR repeat protein
Exons: 4
Coding region: 70-3891 (1273 amino acids)
Molecular function (GO): identical protein binding
Source: RefSeq, a predicted model, not a curated record
GAGGACAGCUGGCGCACAACGCACACAACGCGCACACACCAAGCGCACACACCACACCAAGCGCACAUCAUGGACGAGAUUGACGCGCGUGGUGUGUCGGCGGGGUUCCUGCGCCGGUUCCUGGAGGAGGUCAAGGCAAGUGACCCAGAGCAUUAUGCAGCAUUGACCACGAAGGACGUGUGCGACAAGAUUGUGGUGCCGCACACGAGCGAUGAGCGUGCGAUCGAAGAUGUGGGGCACGCGUGCGCGUACGUGGAUUUGCUGGCAGCACGCACGCCGCAGGACGUGGCGGCAGCAACCGUGUUUGUCUCGCACGCGUGGCGCUACAAGCUUGUGGAUGUGCUCACCACACUGCUCGAGUUUGCUGACGAAAACAACAGCGAAGAAGAUUGCCCCGUCUUCUUUUGGUUUGAUCUUUUUAUCAACAACCAACAUGAGGACGUCACUGCCAACCUUCCCCAAGAGUGGUGGAGCACGACAUUCAAGGAGUCGAUUGCACGGAUCGGCAAGGUGGUGCUGGUGCUGACACCUUGGGACGACCCCGUGCCACUGACGCGGGCGUGGUGCCUGUGGGAAAUCUUCUGCAGCAUCAGCCACGGCGAGGACGUCACGCUCAGCAUCCGCCUACCAACCACGCAGCGCGCCGCCCUGCGAGAGGCGCUGCUGGAGAGCCACGACGCCGUGACAGACACGCUCGUGCGCGUGCAGGCCGAGCGGGCAGAGGCGUGGAAUCCAAAGGACAAGGAGAUGAUCUUCAAGGCGAUUGAGGAGAGUGUCGGCUUUGGGCAGCUGAACCGUGCCGUGAAAGACCAGAUGCGCAGCUGGUGCCUGCGGCAGGUGGUGCAGUUUGUGGAGGACAUGGAGGCGCAGGGCCAGGACCGCACAGAGGCGUUCUCCUCGCUGGCAUACCAGGCCGCAGUCGCCAUGCGCCAGUUUGGCGACCACGCGCGCGCAGCCAACUUCCUCGGCAAGUGCCUGCGCAUUGAGCUUGAGGUGCACGGUCCCCAGCACACCAACGUCGCCGUCACAUACGGGCUUCUCGGCCUCCUGCACGAGGACCUGGGCAAGUACGACCGCGCCGUGCAGCUGCUCGAGUCGUCGCUGGCCAUCCACGUCGACACGGCGGGGCCAGACCACCCGCACGCGGCGUCCGCAUACAGCAACUUGGCCGGGGUGCUGAACAAGCUGGGCGAGUACGACCGCGCCGUCGACCUGUACCAGCACAGCCUCGCCAUCAACCGCAGGGUGCACGGGGAGGAGCACCCGGACACGGCAGGCACGUACAGCAACCUGGGCCUGGUGUACGACAACAAAGGCGACUACGACUGCGCCAUUGAGUGCUACGAGCACAGCCUGCGCAUCAAGCGCGCCACGCUGGGCGCCAAGCACCCGUCGACGGCAACCACGCUGGGCAACCUCGGCCAGGUGUUCGAGGGCGCGGGCCAGUUUGACAGGGCCAUUGAGCUGUACACACAGAGCCUGGACAUCAAGCUGGAGACGUUGGGCGAGGACCACCCGUCGACGGCAACCGCGCUGUCCUCGCUCGGCAGCGCCUACGACAGCGCGGGGCAGCACGACCGCUCCGUGGAAUGCUACACGCGCUGCCUGGAGGUGUCGCUGGAGGCGCUUGGGCCCAUGCACCCGGACACGGCGCUGACGUACGGCAGCCUUGGCAGCGUGUACCACAGCAAAGGCGACUACCCGCGCGCCCUGGAGUGCGGUGAGAAGUGCCUGGCCAUCUUGCGCGACACGCUCGGGGAGCAGCACCCGACGACAGCAGCGGCCAUGGAGAACCUGGGCCACCUGCACCACACGCUCGGCGACGCCAGCGCGGCAGCAGACCUGUUCCAGCAGUGCCUGCGGAUUCGGCUGCAGGCGCUCGGGCCAAAGCACCCGUCCACGGGCACGGCGCACAAGAACCUGGGGCUGCUGCACCACGCGCGCGAGCAGCACCCGCUGGCCAUUGCCAGCUACACGGAGUGUCUCGGCGUGUACAGGGAGGCGCUUGGCGAGAACCACCCGACCACGGCAUCCGUGUACCGUUCGCUGGGGGACGUACACGAGGACAUGGAGGACUAUGGCGCUGCGAUUGAGUGCUUCGACAAGUGCCUGCGCAUCUUGCUGGCCACGCUGGGCCGGAACCACACGUUUACCGCCGCUACGUACGCGUGCUUGGGCCGCGCGCACCAGAGCAACAGCGAGCACGCGGCGGCGGUGGAGUGCAUGGAGCAGGGGCUGGCCAUCUGCUUGGAGACGGUGGGCGAGAAGCACCCAGCAACGGCGUCUGCGUACCACACCCUGGGGCGCGUGCAUGAUGACCAGGGCCGCCACGACCAGGCCAUCGCGUGCUUCGAGAAGGACCUGCAGAUAUCCAUCGACACCCUUGGGGAGGACCACCCAGAGACAGCGACCACCUUGCAUGCGCUUGCCUGUGUGUAUGACAGCAAGGGCGACUAUGCUCGCGCUGCCCACUAUGCAGAACGGAGCCUGCAGAUCAAACGCAGUGCAUUUGGAGAGGAGCAUCUCACCACGAGCGCGUCGUACUGCCGGCUCGGGAAGAUCUACGACAGCCUCGGGCGGUAUGAGGACGCGUUGGCGUGCCUGGAGAAGGACCUCAAGGCAUCCCGCACCGUAUUUGGUGAUGAUCACACGAACACCGCCGCCACGUUGCUUCGCAUCGGUCGGGUGUGCACGCACACGGGAGACUACGACCGUGCCACGUCGUGCCUGCAGCAAAACCUGGCCAUUUGCCUCAAGGAGCGGGGAAACCACCACGCCGAUACAGCGGAGGCGUACCUUCGUCUUGGCGAGGCGCAGCACGGCCGCGGUGACCUGGACGAUGCCCUCAGCACCCUGACCAGCGCGCUGGAGGCCUGCCAGGACAAGACGAAGAAGGGUGGUGAGGAUGACGAGGGUGGUGAGAUGAAGGGUUGCGAUGAAGGUAAAGAUGGUGAUAAGAAGCGUGGCAGUGAGGGCGGUGAGGGUGGUGAAGGUGGUGAGGGUGAGGAUAACAGCAGCGACAAGGGGAAGGGCGAGGAGGAAGAUGGGCACAGCAGCAGCAGCAGCGGUGAAGAAGACGAAGCCACAACAGCGGCCAACAAUGGGUAUGCAGACGAUGGGCAGCGACAACUCGUUGCAUCGGUGCACAAUGCCCUGGGUGCUCUCCACCAUCGCAUGGGCGACUUGGACGCGGCACUGGAGCACCUGGAGACGGCCGAGCAGCUGUACGCGGGAGCGAGUAAGCCACAGCAGCCAGCACCCGCCGCUGUUGCUGAGGCGUGCGCCAACUUGGGCCGCCUGCACCUCGCGCUUGGAGAUGCCGACCGCGCCCUCGACUACCACACGAGGGCGCUGCAGAUGUGCGCCGAGGCGCUGCCUGAAGGACAUCCCUCCAUUGCUCCCGUGCACAGCGGGCUGGCUCAGGUGCACCAUCAUCGGAGCGACCCCGCGCCGGCCGCUGAACACGAACAGCAAGCGGUGGCCAUUCUCACCGCCGCGUUUGGGCCAGAUCAUGCGCGCACCAAGGCGGCGCAAGUGCAAGUGCAACACGCCGACACAGACGACAAGCACAGCGGUGCUGCCUUGGACCCGAGUGUACACGCGAGGAUGACCGGCUGGCUGCGGAAGCGCGGGCAGUGGAACAAGGCGUUUCGUGCGCGCCAUUUUUGGCUCACGGACGCGGCGCUUGUGUAUGGGACGAGCGAGGAAGCCAGCAGCGAGCGGGGACGAAUUCACCUGCAGCACAUGCAAGCAUUGACGCUGAACGAUGACGGAUUGCGACUGCGCGUGCAAGUGCCAAAUCGCACAUUCGUUCUGCAAUGCCACCCCAAGCUGUCGGCCCACUCACUCGAAGACUGGCACGCCGCUUUGUCACAGCAGAUGCCUUCAUGAGAUGCGUCCGCGUUUGGUGUGGGUGCGUGUGCGUGUGUGUUUGUGCUUGCGUGCGUGUACGUGCGUGUGUGCGUGUGUGCGUGUGCGUGCGUGCGUGUGU